AUGUCUGAAGAAUUAACUCAAAAAACUGAAGAUUUAUCAUUAAAUUCUAAACAACAACAACAAUCAUCAUCAGAUAAAACAGUUUUUGAUUCAAAAGAUGAAUUUACAGUAAAACAUCCUUUAAAUAAUAGAUGGACUUUAUGGUAUACAAAACCUCAAAUUAAUAAAAAUGAAAAUUGGCAUGAUUUAUUAAAACCAGUUAUAACUUUUUCAUCAGUUGAAGAAUUUUGGGGAAUAUAUAAUUCAAUACCUUCAGCAAAUCAAUUACCUUUAAAAUCAGAUUAUCAUUUAUUUAAAGAAGGAAUUAGACCAGAAUGGGAAGAUGAACAAAAUUCAAAAGGUGGUAAAUGGCAAUAUGCUUUUAAUAGAAAAGAAGCUCAACCAAUUAUAAAUGAUUUAUGGUUAAGAGGUUUAUUAGCAGUUAUAGGAGAAACAAUUGAAGAUGAUGAAGAUGAAGUUAAUGGAAUUGUUAUAAAUAUAAGAAAACAAGCUUUUAGAAUUGGUAUUUGGACAAAAGAUUGUGAUGAAUCAAAAUUAAAAACUGUUGGUGAAAGAUUGAAAAAAAUAUUACAAUUGAAAGAUGAACAAAAAGUUGAAUUUACUUCUCAUGAUGCUUCUAAUACAAGAGGUGCUGAAGCUCAAAUUGUUUUAUAA
This is a messenger RNA of Lodderomyces jiufengensis, 654 nucleotides long. RefSeq names its product translation initiation factor eIF4E (gene EIF4E). Gene Ontology annotation, biological process: translational initiation. Gene Ontology annotation, molecular function: translation initiation factor activity; RNA 7-methylguanosine cap binding. Gene Ontology annotation, cellular component: cytoplasm; eukaryotic translation initiation factor 4F complex. The transcript has a single exon. Bases 1 to 654 code for a protein of 217 amino acids. The record is from RefSeq and is a predicted model, not a curated record. Lineage: Eukaryota; Fungi; Ascomycota; Pichiomycetes; Serinales; Debaryomycetaceae.